GAGGAGUCGCCGAUCACCAAGAACGUGAAAUCGCUGGACAAGAGACCUUCCUUUGUGCUGUCGCCAUCUUCCACACGCUCACCAGCAAGCGCGGUCUCCUCACCGAUUUCAUCAAGAGCAAUAAGAAGCUAUUGCGGGCCUCAUGCUGCAAGCGGAAAGGGUCCCUGGAGUAUGCAGACCAGCAGGAGGUCGAAGACCGUGGGGCUGGGAACAUCGCAGAGCCCAUCCAGGAGGGCCUUCCAGAGCCUCCAGCGGUCAAUAAGCUGGAGAUGCGCGAAGCCUUGCCGCAUGAGACGCUGAAAGCCAGAGGAUUGCUUCGGAUCUUCUCACGCAGAUUGGGCAAGGCAGCCUACAUAUCCCACGAGUGGGUGAGCAAGCAGCAUCCCGAUCCGAAGUUUGAACAGUUGAAGAUCUUGCAGGAUGCAAUGAAGAUGAUCAUGUCAAGCUUGGACGCCAUCCCCCCGGAUGCAAUUUCAGGGCAGCUGUAUUCCGAUCAAACAGGCAUCCAAACGCAGGAGUUCCGCAGCGAGAGCUUGUACCUUUGGUACGACUAUUUCUCUUGCCCACAGCUCCAGCAAGACCACGAUACCCGCAAGACAGUUGCCUCCUGCAUUCCCCAAUACAUAGCUCAUUGUGCCUUUUUUUUCGCCCUCUGCCCGGCAGUUGUGAGCCCGGAGGGCAAUACACUUAGCCCGCACUCCUGGGCGCAGCGAGGGUGGUGCAGAUACGAACGAGCUGUGCGCGAGAUGUCAGCACCGUGGAUCCUUGUUCGCGGCCCUCUGACCAUGGAGGUAUUUGCUCAGCCACAGCUUGCCAACUGCUACGGUGGGGCCCCCGGUGAGGGCAACUUUACGGACGAGGAGGACAAAGCGAUCAUUGCGGAAGUGCUGCCUCAAGUGCUCCGCAACAAGUUGAUGUCGUCCUUGAGGGCUAAAGACGCUGUGGCUUAUCGGGUGUACCUGAACUUGCAGAGCGUUCUCUUUAGAGGCUUGGAAUUUGCCGAGCGCAUCUCCGAUAUUGUUCCCGGACUUGAACCGAGCGCGACAGAAGAUCGAGCGGAGCACUUCCUGAAUCAGAAUGGCUUCCAUAGCUUCCGCGAGGUCGAUGAAGCAGGCUGGUCGCCGCUGUGCUAUGCAUGCCUCAGCGGUGAUGCGAAGGUGGUCCAGGCUCUUCUCGAUCGACGUGCUGAUCCAGACACCCAGACAAGCAAGCCACAAGUUCUCGUCAACCUCACGGCAUGGAACCCGGUGACGUCCAUCUGUGCUUACUUUCACCAGAACCCAGCCUUGCGGCUGCUGCUCGAGGCAAAGGCCAAGAUCGACUCCGGGUGGAACCCGCCUAUCUCCUCAGCAGCCACUACCGACAACGCAGAGGGCAUCCGUAUCCUGUGCGACGCUGGCACCAGCCCCACAACCAAGAAUUCCUUCGGGAUGUCACCGCUAGAGGUUGCCGCUGGGGCAGGUGCCGUGGCAUGCCUGGACGAGCUGGUCAGCCGCAUACAAGAUGAGGUGGACACAUCGAGGGCACUGCACUUUGCCAUGUGGUAUCGAGGCGGUGCGGAAGAGGUCCUUUCCAGACUGAUCAGUGCGCGUGCCGACUUGGAUGGAAGGCUCAAGACGCCGGCAGCAUCACUACUUGGAAUCAGUUGUGCGAGCCUGAGCCUACAGCAUCGACUCGGCAGGAUCACAACAUCCACGCGAAUUGCCUAUCACAGCUACGACAGCACACCGCUUAUGCUGGGCGUGCUUUCUGGACAAUAUGCAGGAGUCUUGGCUCUUGUGAAGAUGGGAGCACGGCUGGACCUUGAAAACUCUCGCAGUCGCACAGCAUGGGACUUGGCCUUGGAAGUGGGCGCACCGGACUCUAGACCUAUUUUACGACCCUUCGCUCUAUGCUCCCAGCUGAGUCCCUAA
Messenger RNA from Symbiodinium sp. CCMP2456, 1913 nucleotides. The record is from the annotation of a GenBank genome assembly. Lineage: Eukaryota; Dinophyceae; Suessiales; Symbiodiniaceae.